Xylaria bambusicola is the source of this 2865-nucleotide messenger RNA. RefSeq lists its product as uncharacterized. The transcript is spliced from 7 exons. The record is from RefSeq and is a predicted model, not a curated record. Lineage: Eukaryota; Fungi; Ascomycota; Sordariomycetes; Xylariales; Xylariaceae. Bases 672 to 2657 code for a protein of 661 amino acids.
CUCAGUUGGGAGAGCGUCAGACUGAAGCCACAACUUCAUUCCGUAUCUUGGUCUAGCCUUGAUUAUCUGAAGGUCGUGUGUUCGAUCCACACUCACCGCAUGUUCUUUUUGCAUUUUUCGCAUCUCCUUAUAUUUCAUGAUUUUUUAUCUUUUGUAGUUCAUCCACAGUUGUCGAUUGCAAGGAAAUUAAUGCAGGGUAUGGACGCGUAGCUGGAGGUUACCUCAAUCUGAUGCACUUCUAAAUGCAGGUACCACCUCAUUAGGUCACACUUAUCUACUCAAGUACAUAUAUGUACCUACCUCUACAUUGUAGGUAGGUAGGUAUGGUAAUGUCCAUGUCUAAGCAUGUGCCUGCCUCAUAGAUAGCACUGGAGAAACCAUGGCAGCUACGUUCGGACGAAGAAGAAAUUAAGGCGGCAGGAGUUAUGAAUGCUGGCAAACGAGAUGGGCAGGUAUAGCGUCGACACUCUUUUCGCACUUGUUAGCUGCUUUGCCCAUCUCUCUGUAGUCUAAUCUCAUUAUCUUUCUACAUAGAGGGAUGCGUCGUCACAUCUUAGCUAUAUCAGAGACUACACGGACACGUCGCUGUUGGCUGAAGCAGCUAGAUCUGUUACCUCAUUGCGUCUUCAAAUGACCUAUCUACCUUAGCGAUUCCACUUCAUUCACUGGCUAUGCUCCAACAACGUUGUAAGACUGGUGCCGCCAGAGUGUGCAACCCUACCCCCAGUGAUCACCGUUAUGUAGCGUUUGCGGUCUCCGACCCGACUCCCGAAGAUGAUUGGAAGCCGUUCGACUUGAUUCGGAAGCGCUCUGGACCGCAGAACCUCACCCGCUCAGGGUAUGGCGAGGAGAAAUGCCGUAAUGUCCUUGUCCGAUUUUGUGCCCAUAUUCCAAGAAACUUUCAAUAUAAAGAUGGUAUACAGCAGAUAUUUCUCAUUCUUCGGGAGCACUUAGGGGACGAGAACCUAGACUUAGCCGGAGGAGUCUUGUAUGAGUUGAUUGAAGUGGAUUGUGAACAUACAGAUGACCCUGGGGCCGCUUUCCAGCGAUGGCGGCAUGACCACAUGUACAGAUAUGCUGACCUUGAGCUUCCGCAUAUACCUCAUAUGACAACAAUCACCUCUUCUAUUGUCCCUACCGAGAAGCUUUCACGCUGGCGAUCAGAACACGCCGAUCGUUAUCGCUUUGUCCUCUCGGACUCGUCCCCUAUAAGUCAACGAGAAUAUGCGGAUCUGAGCUGCAUUAGAAACAAGAAGGUCUGGCUCAUCGACCACACUCUAUUUGUGUCCACUCGAUCCGAAGGAACUCGACCCAUGCGCAGUCCGAACCCAAAGGAAUUUCAUGAAAUGCAGUGGGACCCCGAUUUUGGGGCAACGGGUAGACUUGUGGAUGAGCGCGAGUUUCCAAUAGCGUCCCUAGAUCAGUCGAGUGACACAUCUCCACCCGGAUCUGCUGAUACCAUCGAGAGCCCCAGCAGCCGGUCACAGCGUUUGCGGCAUUCACUCUCGAGCAUGAGCAUUAUAGAGAAAUUUGUUGGGAAACGUAACCAGAAGAAAGCGCCCGACAUAGAACGAAGAAGGCGAAGCUGGAUACCUAACACAUUUAUCUUCGAUUCUAGCUCAUUACAUAGGGAUAAACGGGCUCAGUGUGGUGUGGUCUCUGUUCCCUGGCCAGACGGUUAUCAGAUACCUAACGCGAUAUUCGCUAGAAAGUUUCUGAUUGUUGAUGAUGGCGAGACUUUGCCAUCACACUUGCCUAUAUCUCAGAUGCCAACUGCCGAAUCUAAGGCCACAGAAACUAUUGUAGAGGCUGCUAACACGGGGUUGUUGAACCAGACAUCUCCAUGGCUCUUUCGAGGCCCUUUCACGCCCCAGCUUGGUUUUGAUGGUGGCCUCGAUUACCAAUGGAAUCUUCAAGAUUGUGCACUUACACCAAGAUAUGACCCAAAUUGUUCUUCAAGAAAUACCGAGCUACUUGGACGUAACCCCCGGGCUAAAAGCCAGCGUCUAUCUUCCAAAAGGAAGGGAAUACUUGUUGACUUAGAGACUGGAGCUGAAAUGAAGGCUCGUGCCUUUAAACAUGGCUUCUUAGGCUAUUCAGCCUCAUCUAAAUUGAUAGGAGAGAGACCACAAGAUCAUUUACCGAUUUCCUUUCAAUAUGUAUCAGAAAGGUCGGCGGCGUCAAGUAGCAAUGGUACUGAUAUAUUGAGAUUCACGCUGGAAAGACAAGAUCAGUAUCGGCCAGAUACGCCCCUGUUCGAUAAUAUCGAGUUUACAGCUCAGACAGAAACACACUACAAUGUGUGCAGCCCAAUCACAAAUCGACAAACAACAGUUAUCGAAAGGCCCGCCAAUGGUGAAGCAGUUCGUGAUACUCCCACUUGCCGACAAGGUCACCCACAGUGUGCACGUAGCUAUGUGACAAGCCUUGCGGGUUCACACGCCAGCAACAAUAGUAGGAAAACCCACAUUAACGCACAAGAAAGUCCAAGAGAAUUGUUAUUGUCGAAGUUACAGCAAGAGGCCCAUGGUUUUCAGGAGGUUGCCCCUAGCUCACGACAGGUCUUCCACAAAGCAACCGGAGAGAUACUACGACCUCUCAAGUACAAUUCAAGUAGGGGUGGAGGUGUUGGAAGAGAAGAUAGUGAUUUCUGGUAGAUACAGAUCAAUGUUCAAGGAAUUUGUUAGCUAGAGGUACCCGAUUCUAAAUGCAAACUGCUGCCUGCAGCCGAGCAAUCGAAUCAAAAAGAAUUACCUUUAUCAGUGUACAUCACUUCAUUCUUCCACUUGCCCUGUUUUCCAUCAUCCGUAUUCUCCACAACACUCCGCACAUUCUCAGAAUGAGCCAUCUUCUAAAGCUGAAGCG